CAGCUCAGAGAGAGAGAGAGAGAGAGAGAGAGAGAGAGAGAGAGAGAGAAAGAGAGACAGAGACAGAGAGGAACUAGGAAAACUGAAAAAAAAGGACGAGAGUUGAAGACAGAAGAGGUGGAGACAGACACAUGCUCGAAGAGAGAGAGAGAGAGAGAGGGAGACAGAGAGAGACAGAGAGAGAGAUCGCUCCGCUGUCAGAAGGGAAAAGAUUCCAGAGAGAGUAGCCCUCGGCUUCUCUCCGACCAGCUGUGCUUUCAGACCUAAAGGCCCUUCACCACCAUAAAGGCCAUAUUCCUCUGGGACUGAGAGCAGUGUUUAUUAUUUUUUGGAAAACAAAGUUGCUGUGGAGAUGACUUGUGGGUCAAGGAGAGGCCUCUACGGACUGUGUUGCCUCUGACCACCACCCACCUCCUCCUUUUUCUUGGAGCUUAGGCUGGGAGGCCCCACUCUCCUGCUCUCCUGUGGACAGUCUGUUGGGGCAUCUUAUGCUGCCAGGAUCCCCAGUUUGCAAAUUCAGCUCUGGAGUCCAAGAGUGGCAGAAGCAGCAGCAACAGCAGCAGCAGCAGCAGCAGCAGCAGCAGCACUGGCAGCAGCAGCAGAAGGAAAGCCUGCCCGUACUCCAGCUCCCACAACUUCUCUCCCUGUUAUUCCUCAAUUUCAGAGGCAGCCCCAGUUCCUUGGACUCUCCCAGCUAUGUUGGACCCUGAUGUUCCCAGGGGCCCUGAUCCCACAGCUAUAUGGCCCCCUAGUGCCAGGGGAGCCUGAGUGCUGCCUGGAGAGAGGCCUCUCCUCUACGUGUAGCCCCUGUCCCAUUUCCUAGGGACCAUGAGUGGGGGUAAGAAGAAGAGCAGUUUCCAGAUCACCAGUGUCACCACAGACUAUGAAGGUCCUGGGGGAUCUGGGGGUGGUGACUCCCCUACAGCUCUGGUUUCCACCUUACCCACACCUCGUCUUCCCAAUGGGGAGCCUAGCUCAGAGCUGGGAGGCAAAGGGACCCCUCGAAACGGCUCCCCACCCCCUGGGGCCCCAGCAUCACGUUUCCGGGUAGUGAAGCUUCCCCAGGGACUAGGGGAACCGUAUCGCCGGGGGCGAUGGACAUGUGUGGACAUUUAUGAGAGGGACCUGGAAGCCCCAGGACUCAGCCGGCUCCUGGAGGGAGUUCGGGGAGCCACUGGAGGGACUGGGGGUCGCUCUUUGGACUCUAGGCUAGAGUUGUCCAGUUUGGGCCUGGUUCCCCCAAACCCCCAGCCUCAGGGCCCAACCAACUGGCUUCGCCCACCCCCAACUUCCCCUGGUCUUCAGGCCCGAUCUUUCACUGGGGGGCUAGCUCAGCUGGCCGGAGGCAAAGGGAGGGCUGAAACUCCACCUCUUCCAGCUUCCCCACCCCAGCAGCACCCCCCGGAGCCCAGUGAUGGAGACAGUACAGGGGUACUGGCACCACAUGCCUCAACCCAGCUGCCUACCCUUCGGGUAGAGGCAGAGGUGGGAGCCCCAGCAAUGACACCUCCAAUCACCCGAAAGAAGGAUGGAGCCCCUUGGCUGAGGAAAGAGGGGGAGGAAAGAGGCCAGCUCCCUCUCCGAGGCUCCCGUCCUGGCUCUCCAGCCCUCUCCCUCCUUCAGGAUAGCAGUCCCAACCGGAAAUCCUCAGACCCCUUUGGAGCCUCUGCUCAACGCCUGAAUCUGGCUCGAUCUAUGCUAGCCAUUGGUAGCCCCCUUGACGGUGAUGAUGACAGUGGCUCUGGAAGCAUGGUUGCCAUUGACAACAAGAUUGAACAAGCCAUGGUAAGGGCAUUGAUUUUAUUCUGAGGAAUAUCAUAGUUCAUCUGUUCCUUAGCUCCUGGUGUCCUGCUCCGUUUCUUUCCCCCAGUUCUCUGUUUCUGUUCUUAGUUCAGACCCCAUUCCCUGUCCCUAGUCCCUGUACCAUUGUCCCUGUUCCCAAUCCCAGACUGUCUUGUCAUCUGUCCUUUCCUUCCUCUCCAGUUCCCAACUCCCUGUUGCUGUCCUUGAUCUUAGAUUUCUAUCAUUGCUCCCAUUUCCUGGACCUGAUACCUGAGUCCUUGCCCUCCCUUCUUUUUC
This is a messenger RNA of Vombatus ursinus (common wombat), 2079 nucleotides long. RefSeq names its product TSC22 domain family protein 4-like. Gene Ontology annotation, biological process: response to osmotic stress. The transcript has 4 exons. Bases 829 to 1809 code for a protein of 326 amino acids. The record is from RefSeq and is a predicted model, not a curated record. Lineage: Eukaryota; Metazoa; Chordata; Mammalia; Diprotodontia; Vombatidae.